CCAGGCACUUGGCGGCAGAGAUUUGGGCUGCAUCAAUGGACUAUCUAGAAUAGACGGCGACAUCGCUAGAUUUCCAACACCAAACACCACACGAUUGAUCUACGUACAUAUUCUGUCCCUACCGACCUACCAACCAACAUUCUCUUUCGUCCAUAACCAAAUAACAAUCAAAAUGGGUCGUCUCAAUCUCGAAGUGUUCAAGUUCGGCAUGUACGUCAUGUUCCCCAUCGGAGUUAUGUUCUACUUCGGCACGAACCUCGACAACCGCUUCACGGUCAACGACUUUUGGCCCAAGCCCGAGCAGACGAACAAGGUGCCGACCGACAGGGACGAGAUCCGCGCCGAGCUGGAGAGGCUUCGCACCCAACGUCUGCUCAACAGGGACAGGAGGCUAGCAGCCGAGGCCGCCGAGGCUAGGCUGAGACCCCAGGCUCCAGAAGAGUCACGGACGGAAUGAUGAACUGGGCGGGCGGGCUGUUGAAGUAUGAUUAUGGGAGUCAAUUGGGUAUUUUCGGCGUUAAAUGGGAUGUCAUCUCUGCUCGUGUAGGCCAACACUGUUUUGGCCAGGACGACUAAAGCAGGCGUUGUGAUAUUUAUUUCCUUUUAUGUUUUGGGGACAUCCGCUGUGAUAUUGAUCUCCACUCCGGGUAACAUGGAACCCUGAUCUAGGUUCUAUUAUACAAAAGUGUAACAUGAUGUACAGAUAGCGUGCGUUGUAAAAUACAGUUCCUCAGGUGUCCAGAUUCCUGUCCACAUCUGCCCAAUCUUCCUCUGCCUGUUUGCCUGGG
Messenger RNA from Pyricularia oryzae 70-15, 788 nucleotides. RefSeq lists its product as uncharacterized. Bases 173 to 457 code for a protein of 94 amino acids. Gene Ontology annotation, cellular component: mitochondrion; mitochondrial inner membrane. Gene Ontology annotation, biological process: mitochondrial respiratory chain complex IV assembly. The record is from RefSeq and is a predicted model, not a curated record. The transcript has 2 exons. NCBI's taxonomy places the organism in Eukaryota, Fungi, Ascomycota, Sordariomycetes, Magnaporthales, Pyriculariaceae.